Messenger RNA from Opisthorchis viverrini, 251 nucleotides. RefSeq lists its product as hypothetical. NCBI's taxonomy places the organism in Eukaryota, Metazoa, Platyhelminthes, Trematoda, Opisthorchiida, Opisthorchiidae. The transcript is spliced from 2 exons. The record is from RefSeq and is a predicted model, not a curated record. The annotation marks the transcript as partial.
GUUUGUCGGUAAGGACGUGUAAAAUCGUUGGUCUUAUGCUAGGUAUCUGAUUGAUGUCUUAAAAAUGGACCCCGCGGAUGCGCUCAGAGAAUUUGAAUUCGCGCGUGGUCAUCCACUUGAACGUCAGAACUACAUUGACCACCUACUGUCGCUACGUCCAACUCGGUCAUCAGAAUUCGACUAACAUUCCAGUGGAGUUUAUCAAGAUGAUGCAUGUACAGUUGUAUGCCUGCCAAAUUCAUGGCUUAUUU